Molecule: messenger RNA, 2844 nt
Organism: Manihot esculenta (cassava)
Lineage: Eukaryota; Viridiplantae; Streptophyta; Magnoliopsida; Malpighiales; Euphorbiaceae
Product: serine/threonine protein phosphatase 2A 55 kDa regulatory subunit B beta isoform
Exons: 14
Coding region: 452-1999 (515 amino acids)
Biological process (GO): peptidyl-serine dephosphorylation
Cellular component (GO): protein phosphatase type 2A complex; cytosol
Molecular function (GO): protein phosphatase regulator activity; protein binding
Source: RefSeq, a predicted model, not a curated record
GCAGAGAGACGGAGAGUGCUGUUUAUGGGCAAAGUGUUAUUUGGUUGCUCUCAUCGAAGCCGAAGAACGGUUUUGUUUGUUGCUCUCUUUCUCUCUCUAGAAUAGUUAUCAAAAUUCCAUUUUUGCCCUUUUAGAGAGAGGCAACCACUGGCCUUAUUUAGUUUUUGUAGAGAGAGAAAGUUGUAAUUUUUUGUUUUUUUGGCCUUUUGAGAUAUAGGGAGUGGGGAAAAAAAAGGAGGAACAACCAAAAAUAAUGAGAAAGCUCUCUGUUUCAAUGGUUGAUUUAUGAAAACCUCUCAUUUGUCAGAAAAGGAAUUCAUUUGAUGGGUAUUUGUUUUAAGCUGAGAUGCGAUCUUUUUGAUUGAUUGUCGGGACUUAUUUGUGGACCUUGGAUUUGAUCGUGUUCAGGAGAAAUAGAUAGAGCAAGAGUCAGAGAGUGAAAGAGAAUAGAAUGAACGGUGGCGAUGAGGUCGCUGCAGCUCCAGCGGGCCCACCACAGCCUUUGGAGUGGAAAUUCUCUCAGGUGUUCGGUGAGCGCACCGCCGGAGAAGAAGUACAAGAAGUUGAUAUCAUUUCAGCUAUUGAAUUUGAUAAAACUGGUGAUCAUCUUGCUACUGGUGACCGUGGGGGCCGUGUAGUUCUAUUUGAGAGGACAGACACAAAGGAUCAUGGUGGAUCCAGAAGGGAUUUGGAAAGAAUGGAUUAUCCUAUUAGUAGGCACCCUGAGUUUCGUUAUAAAACAGAGUUUCAGAGCCAUGAACCUGAGUUUGACUAUCUCAAGAGCUUGGAAAUUGAGGAGAAAAUAAACAAAAUCAGAUGGUGUCAAACAGCCAAUGGUGCUCUUUUUCUCCUAUCCACUAAUGAUAAAACCAUUAAGUUUUGGAAGGUCCAAGAAAAGAAGGUGAAGAAAAUUUCUGAAAUGAAUGUGGACUCUUCAAAAGCUGUAGGAAAUGGUUGUAUUGCUAGUUCAAGUAACUCAAAUAGUGCUAAACCUUAUCUUGCAAAUGGAGGUUGUCCAGAGAAGUCAUCUAGUUUCCCAAGCAAUGACUUCAAUUUCCCACCUGGGGGCAUUCCAUUUCUGCACUUACCUGUGGUAGUAACUAGCAGCGAGACCAGCUUGGUGGCCAGAUGCCGAAGGGUAUAUGCUCAUGCACAUGAUUAUCACAUCAAUUCAAUUUCAAAUAACAGUGAUGGUGAAACAUUUAUAUCAGCUGAUGACCUGCGAAUCAAUCUUUGGAACUUGGAAAUUAGCAAUCAAAGUUUUAACAUUGUUGAUGUGAAACCUGCAAAUAUGGAGGAUCUAACCGAGGUUAUAACAUCUGCAGAAUUCCACCCCAAUCAGUGCAAUAUGUUAGCAUAUAGCAGUUCAAGAGGCUCAAUCCGACUCAUUGAUUUGCGGCAAUCAGCUCUUUGCGACUCUCAUGCCAAAUUGUUUGAGGAACAGGAGGCACCAGGCUCUAGGUCAUUUUUCACAGAAAUAAUCGCUUCAAUCUCAGAUAUAAAAUUUGCUAAGGAUGGACGGCACAUACUUAGUCGUGACUACAUGACUCUCAAGUUAUGGGACAUCAAUAUGGAUUCGGGUCCAGUUGCAGCCUUCCAGGUUCAGGAGUACUUAAGACCUAAGUUGUGUGACUUGUAUGAAAAUGAUUCAAUCUUUGAUAAGUUCGAAUGUUGUUUGAGCGGUGAUGGAUUGCGAGUGGCAACAGGAUCUUACAGCAAUUUGUUCCGUGUGUUUGGUUGUGCCCCGGGAAGUUCUGAGGCAACAACUUUGGAAGCCAGCAAAAAUCCCAUGAGGAGACAAGUUCAGACACCUUCAAGGCCUUCCAGAUCCCUAAGCAGUAUAACACGAGUUGUAAGACGGGGAGCUGAAAGCCCAGGGGUUGAUGCAAAUGGAAAUUCGUUUGAUUUCACAACAAAGUUGCUGCAUCUAGCAUGGCACCCAACUGAAAAUUCAAUUGCUUGUGCUGCUGCAAACAGCUUGUACAUGUACUAUGCAUGAAGAUGGUCCAAUGAGAAAUAGUUGCUUGGUUAACUCUUUUGGGUUGCUAUUGGAGAAGAUUCUUUUGCAUUCCCACCAACCAGUUAGGUGGAGGCUACAUGGAGUCCUCACAUUUCAGAUGCCCCUUCAAUCUGUAACACAUGCUACUGAUCAUAGAUGCAAUGUCCAGAUGUGGCUGUCUGCAGAAUCCACAAGGAAGCAACUUGUUUUUAUUCCUGGGUAGGCAGCUACAUCCUCCUUUUCUUUCCCCACAGUUCCUUUCCUUUUUCUUCCCCUUAUUUAUCUUAUCAUCUUCUAAAAAUAGAAGAUUGCGGUUUAUGUUCUAAAAUGUGUUGGGUUGAAGUCAGAAGAAAAUGUGACUGUAGUAGCUCUUCAACAAAAGAAAAAAAAAAAAGGAAAAACUAAAAGGACACCUCAGUUCAAUAUUUGCCACUGGAUCUUAAGGUGAAAUGUAGGCUUUUCUUUUUCAUUAUUAUAUUUUUUUUCCAACUCAAAUCUUGGUGGGAAGGAGCUGUUGAAACUUGCAGUGCAUUUUUUUUCCUAUUGAUUCGUCGUCAUGCUUGAAACUUGAUCCUUUUUAGUCCUAAGAUAAUUUGUAGAGAUUUUGCUUGGUUUCUUUUGGGGGGUAUUGAUUCUUUGUUGCUAGGAUUGCCAACUAGAGACUACUGACUUGAAUUGCCAUUGCCAAUGCCAAUGCCAAUGCCAAACUUGGUGUUAUUUAGCGACUACUGGAGGAUGUUGGGUAUUUAUUUCCCCUACUAGUUUUAUGAUAUUUUUGUAGUUUUUCUUUUUCUUUUUGUUCUUUUAUGACUUGAAGAGCAAAUAAAUGAUUGCAUUUUGAACCA